Messenger RNA from Coccomyxa subellipsoidea C-169, 1244 nucleotides. RefSeq names its product diaminopimelate epimerase. The record is from RefSeq and is a predicted model, not a curated record. The transcript is spliced from 7 exons. Gene Ontology annotation, cellular component: cytoplasm; cytosol. Bases 156 to 1034 code for a protein of 292 amino acids. Lineage: Eukaryota; Viridiplantae; Chlorophyta; Trebouxiophyceae; Coccomyxaceae. Gene Ontology annotation, molecular function: diaminopimelate epimerase activity.
GGUGGCGAGCUUGCAUUCUCGCGAUGCUUGACUUACAAGGCCGCAACAUACGGGCAGUAGAUGCCCCUUCUUUCUCUGCAGGCCCAAGCCAUCGAUGCUUCUCUCCCACCGUGAACAGGCUAGCCAGAAGGGCCCCUCGAACUAGACAUGUAGCCAUGGCCAAUAUCGCGAACAGACUAGAAUUCACGAAGUACCAGGGGCUGGGGAAUGAUUUCAUUCUGGUUGACAACAGGCACCAGACAGACCCACUUGUGACUGCAGAACAGGCGAAGUUUGUGUGUGAUCGCAAUUUUGGCGUUGGUGGAGAUGGGGUCAUAUUUGCCUUGCCGCCAGAGGGUGAUGUGGAUUACACUAUGCGCAUAUUCAACUCCGAUGGAAGCGAGCCAGAGAUGUGCGGCAACGGCAUCAGAUGUCUAGCUCGAUUCGUGGCGGAAAAGGACAAUGCGGGCCCUGUGACGCACAGAAUACACACCCUUGCAGGACUGAUCCAGCCGACCUUGCAAGAGGAUGGGCAGGUCUGUGUGGACAUGGGUGCACCAAUUCUGGCGGCCCCUCAGAUCCCCACCACCCUGCAGCCCACACAGGGCGAGGCUGUUGUGCAGGCCAAUCUGGCUGUCGAGGGGCGUGAAUGGCUCAUGACUUGUGUCAGCAUGGGCAACCCCCAUGCAGUCACUUUCGGCACAGCAGAUGGCCAGACCAUCAAGGUGGAUGAGCUGGAUCUGGCCCACAUUGGGCCGAAGUUUGAGAAGAAUGCUGUGUUUCCAGCAAGGACAAACACAGAAUUUGUUGAGAUUCUCAAUCGCGGGCAUGUGCGAAUGCAUGUCUGGGAGAGAGGCGCAGGUGCCACGCUGGCUUGUGGAACUGGUGCUUGUGCCACAGUUGUUGCUGGUGUGCUGGAGGGAGUCCUGGACCGCACCUGCAGGGUGGACCUGCCAGGCGGCCCUCUAAUGAUUGAAUGGCGAGAAGCGGACAAUCAUGUGUACAUGACAGGUCCAGCAUUGCCAGUCUUCACAGGCAACAUGCAGUUGCCUUGACCAUUGAUAACUUAUUACCUAACAAUUACUUAAAUGUGAAUCACAUUUCUGCUCUUUAACCAGUUCAAUUCUGCAAGUUCUUGCGAUGCAAAUAUCACACCUUGAAUGCAAAGGCAUCAAUAAAGCAAUCAAAUCUUCUGCACUGUCUCUCUUGCGUUGUGAAACCGUUAUGUUCGUUUAUGCUUCAAAAAGUCUUGCAAGUACAGUUCU